CUAAUGAAUCGAUCGGGCGACACAAGGACUUUCGUUAAACACAAGUAUUUACAGGAAGCGUGAACAAGAAGUCAUGUGUACAGCAUGAAUGGGACAUUACUACUAGCGCCCAGGCCUAACAGGUACAGGAAACCUAACCCACGUCUGCUGAGAAAAGAAAGGAGGAGGUUCUUUGGCAGUAUUUCUAGAAACGGUGUAUAUUUAGGGGAAAGCAGGGUGAUGUAAAGCACAGUUGCGCAUAUUAUAAUAAUAUUCUUGCUUAAGCAAAGGGUGAGACUGGUUUGCUAGGCGAGCUUCCGCUGACGGUUCACUGAGGAGAAAUAACUUUGAGAACGUCGACUUUUCCUCGUAAAACCUAUUCCAGGAGCAGUGAGGCAACAGUUGAGGCAAAAACCGGGAAACAGUGCCCCGCCCCGUGUAAGAAAAACGUUUCUCUAUCCGAAAACGUCGUCGACCUUGCAAUGAACCAGCGGGGAAAGUCGGUGUCGCUGCUAAGCAGAGCUGUCGCGCGCGCCGCGUCACGUCGCGUCGCCCUUCCACGCGCCUUUCCGUGCUGCUUGGCUUCCCUCCAAAAAAAAAAAAAAAAAAAUUCCCCGCGCGUAACUUCGGGAAAGCGUCCUGACCCCCGUGUGCCCACCCGUCGGCAGAACUUCCUCCUUCUCCGCAGCGUGGACAUUUAAAAUAAACUGAAACCGAAACCGGGACCUCCGCCCACGCACGCUUAGCCGCUCCCUCACCACCACCACGCUCAAUAAAACGAAGGACUUUACUGUAAAUAACAGUCAAAUUCGCCCGUCGAACAUCGGGAGAGCGCAACUCGCCGGGAACAAGGCAAGGGGGCUGUCCGCGCGCGGGUGCGCGCGCGACUGACGCUCGUGAAUGGAGCCUGGUCCGCGCAUCCGCGGCCGCCGUCGCACGAGUCCUGUCGCUCCGGCGCCCGCGUGAUCAGCGCGUUGUGGGGAUGCUGCUCUUAAUGGAUUCCAAAUCUGAGGGGAGUUUAACCUCGUUCUCCGGUGAUGAAAGUUUGCCGAGUGUAGCAGGAUCGCCCGGGAAGCUCUCGGACUCGGCCAGGAAGCAUAAGCGUAGGGAAAACAACCGAGUGGCGGCGCAGCGGAGCAGGAAAAAGCAAACGGAGCGGGCGGACACGCUACACAAGGAGCUGGAAAUGCUGGAGCACUCCAAUGCGAUGUACGAGAAGGAAAUAGCCCACCUUCGACAGGAGAUCCAGCUCUACACGACUGCUCUGCAGCAGCAUGAACUUCAGUGCUUGCUUCCGUUUUCGCCACUGGAAAACCCUCUGUACGCCCCCGCUCCUGCUCCUGCUCCUGCCCCUGCCCCUGCCCCUGCUCCCAUCCCUGCCCAGGUUCUUGCCCCUACCUUGGCAGAACCUCUACCCCUUGAUCUCGUGGACUUGGAGUUUGGCCUCUGCCUUCUACAGGAAAAUGGGGACAUGCCACACCCAUCAAUGUACUGACGUAUCAAGGGUUUGUCGAGGAGAUGAGGAUGCGAGCUGGACCAAAACUCACCAUCUGAGGACAGUUGCCUCACCGUGAUGUAGCCUUGUGGCUGUUCGCACCAUUCCAGUAACCCAGCUGGCAACCCAGUUUGGUGUUUCCAGUAAUUUCACUAGCAAUACAUUUGCUACUGUCAGUUGGAGGACAAUGGAAGGACCUGCCGUGAACAAAUCAAACCAGUAUGCUGCUAUAAAGGAAACUCCACAACUAUUGUAAUACUGUAAUCUGGUCUCCGUGCAGUUGUUUUUUUUAGCUAUGUGUGCAGUGACCGAGAGCGCAUCCUAGUGGUACAAAUGUGAAAUAAGCUUUAGUGUCAAGCGGAUGAAAUGUAUUGAUUCAACGCCGGUUGGCUUUCAGAUUUAAAUUAAUGUACACAUGAUUUUUUUUUUUUUUCCCCCCCACAAAAUUCAUUAAAGAGCUGAAUAAGAAAAAGUACAAAGCAGAAUCUGAUGGAAAACGUUUGUGGGACAGAACUCGGGAUUGACCGCAAAGGUAGAUGUGAGGCGGUAGGGUGGCACGGUGGCUCAGUGUGUGUGGAGCGUUCACAGUGUGGGUGGGUAGCACGGUCGCACAGCAACUAGUGCUAGUGGUGUGAGACGACGUGGGUUCAAUCCCCUCUCGGCCUCUGUGGGUUUUCCCAUGGGUGCUCUGGUUUCUUCCCACAGUCUAAAGACAUGCUCUCCAGGUUCUCUCAUA
Messenger RNA from Scleropages formosus (Asian bonytongue), 2210 nucleotides. It is a transcript of the gene batf2, whose product is annotated as basic leucine zipper ATF-like transcription factor 2. NCBI's taxonomy places the organism in Eukaryota, Metazoa, Chordata, Actinopteri, Osteoglossiformes, Osteoglossidae. Gene Ontology annotation, cellular component: nucleus. Gene Ontology annotation, biological process: regulation of transcription by RNA polymerase II. Bases 962 to 1474 code for a protein of 170 amino acids. Gene Ontology annotation, molecular function: RNA polymerase II cis-regulatory region sequence-specific DNA binding; DNA-binding transcription factor activity, RNA polymerase II-specific. The record is from RefSeq and is a predicted model, not a curated record. The transcript is spliced from 3 exons.